CUCCAUUUAAAAUAAGUAUGGUAUAGCACAGGCUUAAUAAAUUAUUGCCUAACAUCUAUUUGUGAUAUUUAUAAUAUUUGGUUGUCAUGAGCUCGAUUGGGACAGGCUACGAUCUUUCUGCAUCUCAAUUUUCUCCUGAUGGUAGGAUAUUUCAAGUGGAAUAUGCUUUAAAAGCUGUGGAAAAUAGCAGCACUGCUAUAGGUAUACGUGUAAAGGAUGGUAUCAUUUUAGGAGUUGAAAAACCUCUUCUUUCUAAAUUGUAUGAAGAUUCAUCUAAUUCAAGACUUUUUAACAUUGAUAUUCAUAUAGGAAUGGUUGUUGCUGGUCUUUUAGCAGAUGCCAAUAUGAUUGUAGAAGUUGCACGAGAUGAAGCUCUGAAUCACAGACGUAAACUUGGGUCUGCAAUUCCUUUGAAAUAUUUAGUUAAACGACUCUCAAUGUAUUUUCAUGCUUACACUCUAUAUAGUGCUGUUAGACCAUUUGCAUGUAGUGUUAUAUUAGGAAGUUCUACAGAUGAGAGUGGUCCUGAAUUGUAUAUGAUUGAGCCUUCAGGAGUAUCUUUAGGCUAUUUUUCAUGUGCAAUUGGCAAAGCUAAACAGGCAGCUAAAACGGAAUUCGAAAAGCUCAAGAACAAAGAUUUAUUGAUGAAAGAUAGUGUCAAAGAAUUAUCAAAGAUAUUGAUGACCAUUCACGAUGAAGCUAAAGAUAAAGAUAAUUUCAUUUUGGAAAUGGGAUGGGCAGGAAAAGAAACCAAGGGUCUUCAUCACACAGUUCCAGAGGAUAUUUAUCACAAUGCUUUAACUUAUGCAAAAGAAUCAUUACGCGACACAGACGACGAAGAAGAAAUGGCAUAAUUUUAUUACAUUAUAGAUAUUAAGGUCGCAUUAUUACAUUUUUAUAAAAACGUUUAUCCAUAUUGUAAUAUCCAUUUUAAUUUUCUGUCUCAAAAUAAAGAAA
This is a messenger RNA of Gordionus sp. m RMFG-2023, 957 nucleotides long. RefSeq names its product proteasome subunit alpha type-3-like. Bases 87 to 854 code for a protein of 255 amino acids. Gene Ontology annotation, biological process: proteasomal protein catabolic process; ubiquitin-dependent protein catabolic process. The record is from RefSeq and is a predicted model, not a curated record. Lineage: Eukaryota; Metazoa; Nematomorpha; Gordioida; Chordodea; Parachordodidae. Gene Ontology annotation, cellular component: proteasome core complex, alpha-subunit complex; nucleus; proteasome core complex. The transcript is spliced from 10 exons.